Molecule: messenger RNA, 1624 nt
Organism: Prunus dulcis (almond)
Lineage: Eukaryota; Viridiplantae; Streptophyta; Magnoliopsida; Rosales; Rosaceae
Product: transcription factor TCP7-like
Exons: 3
Coding region: 173-1027 (284 amino acids)
Biological process (GO): regulation of circadian rhythm
Cellular component (GO): nucleus
Molecular function (GO): sequence-specific DNA binding; DNA-binding transcription factor activity
Source: RefSeq, a predicted model, not a curated record
CACCUCCCUCCCUCUCUCUCUCUCUUCCCCCAAAAACCUCCAUAACUCAAACAGGUCCCUUCUCUCUCUCUCUCUCUCUCUCUCUCUCUCUCUACAAUUUCCACACCAAGCAAACAAAACGUACACACUCUGUGUGUACCAUAAACCCAGCUAAAUACCGUCAAUUUCUUCCAUGUCUAAUUCCGAAGCGCCCAAUAACGAGCUCACUAACGGCGGCGGCGGAGGAGGGAUGGUGGAGCAGCAGGCGUCACAGAGGCCGUCUAGUAACGGCGUCUUGUCCGUGAAGAAGCCGCCUUCGAAGGACCGCCACAGCAAGGUCGACGGGCGAGGCCGCCGCAUCCGCAUGCCCAUCAUAUGCGCCGCACGUGUGUUCCAGCUCACACGUGAGCUCGGCCACAAGUCCGACGGCCAGACCAUCGAGUGGCUCCUCCGCCAGGCCGAGCCCUCAAUCAUCGCUGCCACCGGAACUGGCACCACCCCGGCCUCCUUCUCCACGGUCUCCGUCUCCCUCCGCGGCGGCGCCCCCUCCUCCGCCCCCUCUUCCACCACCACCUCCGACCAUAAGCCUCACCUCCUCGGCGGCCCCACCCCCUUCAUACUUGGCAAGCGCGUCCGCGGGGCCCGCGACGACGACAACGGCAACCACAACCACAGCCACGACGCCAAGGACCCCUCCGACCACGCCAACGACGGAGCCGUCUCCGUCGUCGGCCACUCCAUGGCCUCCAUGCUUGGCCCCACCGCGGGGGGUCCUGGCGGCUUCUGGGCCCCGCACUUCGGGCAGGUCUGGAGCUUCGCUGCCACGCCGCCGCCGGAGAUGAUGGCCCAGUCGGCGGUUUCCCACCAGCAACACCAGCAACACCAGCAGCAUCAGCAGCAGCAGCAUUCGUUGUUCUUACAGCAACAGCCGAUGGGCGAGGCCUCCGCGGCCAGAGUGGGAAAUUACCUUCCAGGACAUCUCAAUUUGUUGGCUUCUUUGUCGGGCGGGCACGGGAAUUCUGGUCGGAGAGAAGACAACCCGCGUUAAAGACCCGGAUUAUAGACCGGCGGUUUCUGGUGGUUGGUUCGUGCUGGUGGUGGUGUGCUUUGUUGGUAUAUAUAAAUAUGUGGUUGGUGAUGGGUCAUUUUACAAAUUCUCUCGACUUAUGCAUAACAUUUUUCUGGGCAAUGGUAUUCUCCUGGACUUGAACAGGGGCUCGACUUCUCCCCCUUCGCAGCAACUUUCCGUUUUUGCUGCACUUUCCUACUGUUGGAUGGCCAAUACCACUCCCAUCUGGGGAGCAGCACACUACACUAAACUGGAAACUGAAUCAGUUUUCUGAUGCUUGGUUUGUUGCCUGUAAAAAGAAAAAAGCAUGUUGGAUGAAGUCGGGUCAAUUAUGCAAGCAAACUUGAAGCACUUAUCUCCUACAACAUGGGGUUAGAUGGUUUUUGUUAAUGUUUGUUAAUAUAUAUUGAAGUCAAAGUUCACGUUGAAGUACUGGUUUUCAUGGUGUGCUGUUCAAUUAGAUUUUCGGAACCGAUGCUUCCAUCUGAUAAUAAAAUCAAAGUGAUCCAUCAUAUUGAAACCCUAAUGCUGUGUGAUGUAGCAACGCAGAAGUGCUUGAUACUUGCAAUUUGCUUC